Diaporthe batatas is the source of this 921-nucleotide messenger RNA. RefSeq lists its product as uncharacterized. The transcript is spliced from 2 exons. Bases 1 to 921 code for a protein of 306 amino acids. The record is from RefSeq and is a predicted model, not a curated record. Lineage: Eukaryota; Fungi; Ascomycota; Sordariomycetes; Diaporthales; Diaporthaceae.
AUGGCAGAUAAGGACAAAAACGUUUCUUUUGCCCCUCCCCUUCCGCGAAUACAUGGCCCAAAACUGCCGUCAUUUUCUGUCACCGGCAAUGCACAGAUCGAUUUCCUCAAGCCUCUGGGCCAAUCUGAGGACCAGGACGCUUGCGUAUGGGAGGUUCAGAUUGAGGGCAAGAGAUAUGCUUUGAAGAUGGAAUACUGCAGUGAAACCGCUCCGUUUCUCACUCGUGGGCUGAAAAAAGAAGAGUCUUACGUUGAUUAUUAUGACCCUUUCAACUGCGAAUGUCGAGUCUACGGGCGGCUGAGGGAUGAGGAGCGCCAAGACCUGGCCGUUCGCGCGUAUGGUUACCUUCUCCUGACGCCAGAACAAGAGAAAUUCGUUGCUGAAAAGGAGACGGGGGAUCCCCAGCCGCAAGGACUCGAAAUAUUGGACGGAGACGGCUUCUGGGAGCGGUGGGAGGAGCACCGAGGUCAGACGGUCCGAGCCAUCGUCAAAGAACUGGUUGUUCCGCGUCCAGGUGAAACUGGCCCUUUGGAAUUUCAAGCGUCUCACGUCCCACAGAUGUGGAACGAUCUAGACACACUCCAUUCUUUGGGCAUUCUCGUGCGGGACAUCCACUACGCGAACUAUCUCAGCGGGAAACUCGUUGAUUUCAGCCGGGCAUGGACCAUGUAUCACCCCAGCCUCGAUCUCAUUCCGCCAAGCAGCUAUCAGGCCGUCCGCAAGACUGAGGUUCUGGAUUUGGAACAGCUGAUUUAUGAUUUCUGGACCCAGAAUCCCUCGGUCGUCCCUGAAGAUUUUAAGCUUCCUCAGGGCUUACUCAACUGCACCGGCAGUAACCUGGCCUGCGGGGAGAGUCCUCGGGAGUACAACUGGCAGGCCAGAGAGGAGGAAGUCUUCGUACCCGAAGAUCUGUUCAGUUGA